Messenger RNA from Emiliania huxleyi CCMP1516, 838 nucleotides. RefSeq lists its product as hypothetical. The record is from RefSeq and is a predicted model, not a curated record. The transcript has 2 exons. Bases 20 to 643 code for a protein of 207 amino acids. Lineage: Eukaryota; Haptophyta; Isochrysidales; Noelaerhabdaceae.
CUCGACGAGAGUGACGAGAAUGCCUGCGCGCGGUGGUCGCUGGCGCCUGCCGACCCUGCUGUGCCUGGCGCCGCUGCUGCUCGCUCCGGCGGAUGCGCUCGCGGCCGGCGGCUGGUCGAGCCGUCCCGCUCGCGCCGCGCUGCGCACGCGGAUGCUUCGGGCGAGCGAGCCUGCCGGCGGAGAGCCGGGCCCAGGGGCUGCUGCUGGCGGUGCGGCGAGCGAUGCGGACGCGGGGAUGGGGCUGGUCGGGCGAGAGGCGCCCGACUUGGAGGGGCUCGACUUCGAGGCGCGGCUGCAGGUGCUCGCCAAGCAGUACGAGAAUGUGGUGCCGGUGGACCCAAAGGUGCAGGAGGAGGAGGACAAGCUCGCGCCGGCGCGCGAGUGGGACGACGACGAGAAGUUCUGGAAGCCCGACUUUUGGACGGCCGUCUUCGAGGACGUCAAGGACGUCGAGUACCCUUCCAUCAAGAAGGUGACGCAGACGCUCUUCAUCUCGCAGGUCGCCUUUGUGGUUGUGAUUGUGCUGGUGCUCGUCUUUGACGCCCUCGCCGACGCCACCAUCCGGUCAGUGCUGCUGGGCGACGACUUCUCCAUCACGAUGGACAAAAUCCUGAAAACCGCCGGCAAGACGCAGCCCAUGUGAGCCCACGGCCGCCGCGCGAGCGGGCGGGGCGGGGCGGCGUGGAGAGCUGACGCUGAGCGCGGUCUGUCACGCAUCAGUGGCGACUGCCAACCUCUGCUACCGACGUACUAGCACCGCACUCGAGUCCCCUCCUUCGGCGUGCCGGAAUGGAAUACGUGUGUCUGCCUUUCGCGCUAUUGAAAUCCAUUCACAGCA